GGAGACGCGGUCCGGAUGACAGUGCAGUACAGUGCAGUAGUGGCCUUGCACCGCGUCGCAUACCACCAACAUCUAUAUAAACACUACAGAUACAACAACAAGAAGCGAUAACAUGAACGUUUAAUGCGAGCCAUGAACUCCAGCAGCGCCAAGUAUCUGGUGAUAGGCGGCGGCAUAGCUGGCGUUUCCUGCGUGGAAGAGAUCGCUUCCCUAUGCCCUGACGAUGACAUCCUCCUCCUCACAGCAUCCCCAGCCGUCAAGUCCGUCAUCAACUGGAGGCAGGUGUACGGAGCCCUGGAGCAGUUUGAUGUGGAGGAGCGAGCAGGGAGUCACCUGGAGGCCGCUCACCCCAACGUGCGUGUCCACCUGGGCACGGCCUGCCGCUUGGAUGCCGCUCGCAAGGUCGUGCACACGGACGCGGGCGAGGAGCUCGCCUACGAGAGGCUCUGCAUCUGCACGGGGGCACGACCCAAGGUCGUGGCCGAUGGCAAUCCCCACGUGCUGGGCAUCCGGGACACGGACAGCACACAGGAAUUUCAAAAGAGGCUGGAAAAGGCGAGGCGGGUGGUGGUGAUCGGGAACGGAGGGAUUGCGCUUGAGCUCGUCCACGAGGUGCGGGGCUGCGACGUGAUCUGGGCCAUAAAGGACCGCGCCAUCGGCACGUCAUUCUUCGACGCCGGCGCCGCCGCCUUCUUCCUGCCGCACCUGGUUAAGACGGCGCCAGGGUCGGCGUCGGGCACCGUCUCUGGGCCCUGCAAGCGGCAGCGCUACGCGCCGGGGCGAGAUUCACACGGCAGCACACAGGCAGAGCAGAGUGCAGCCAUUGGCAGUGCCUUAGGACCCGACUGGCACGAGGGCCUAAGCCUGGAAGGGGCUCAAAAGGGGCCGUGCAGGGUUCAUGUGGAGUACGGCUGCGAGGUGGAGAGGAUCCUCUCUCCGGAGGAGGUCGUCGCGUGCUCCGAGACGCCGCUGGCCUUCCCCGGACCGGACUCCCCGCAGCCCGACACCGAGCUCUGGCCCGUGUACGCCAGGCUCACCAACGGGCGCACGUUCGGCUGCGACCUCGUCGUCAGCGCCACGGGCGUCGUGCCCAACGUCGCUGCCAUCGUCGCUCGCAACGAGCUGGCGCUGGCCGACGACGGGGGGCUGCGCGUGGACGAGCAGAUGCGGACGUCCGUGCCGUGCGUCUACGCUGCUGGGGACGUGUGCUCCGCUGCCUGGGAGCCCCGGCCGCACUGGUUCCAGAUGAGGCUGUGGACCCAGGCGCGCCAGAUGGGCGCCCACGCGGCGCGCGCAAUGGCGGCGCACGCGGACGGGCGGCAUGCCGAGCUCGACCUCUGCUUCGACCUCUUCACCCACGUCACCAGCUUUUUCGGCUACAAGGUGAUACUGCUGGGACGCUUCAACGGGCAGGGCCUGGCCACGCGGCUAAAUAAAGACGGAGGCGGUGGCAGCAGUGGCAACGCCGGCACCGGUGGUGGUGGUGGUGGUGACGCAAAGGUCGAUGGCGAUGACGGUGGCAAUGGGAACGGCGACGGCGGCAAUGGGAACGGCGGUGGCGAUGGAAGCGACGCCGGCGCUGAAGUUGGUGGCCGCAGCGGCCAGGAGCUGCUGGUGCGCAGCAGCGGCACGCUGGAGUACGUGAAGGUGGUGCUGUUGGACGGGCGCAUGGCGGGCGCCGUGCUCGUGGGCGACACGGACCUGGAGGAGACAUUCCACAACCUCAUCCUCAACGGCACCGACCUCUCGCCCUACGGCGAGGAUCUCCUGCACCCCGACGUAGAUAUCGAGGACUACUUCGACUGAACGGCGCAGGGGGGUCCGCAGGAGGAGGGGGGGAUGGGAUUGGGCUCGGAAAUUUCGGAUGAGCUGGCACAAACCAUUGUCAUCGUCAUUGGCCACAAUCGAUCGACUACUAGACGAAGGCCUCGCUAAGCCUUCGCCACGCUCGUGGUUUUGCGACGCGACGUGUGUGUGUGUCUGUACGUUGAACUUAUUUCGCAUCGUACGUGGCCGACCGCGCUAAUCGGAGGUGCGGGGGGACGUGCGCACGGCGCCUCGCAGGCGAGGCGCCUUCGUCGCAUCACCCGGCACGGGAUGUCAGGUGACGAGUUCGGGGUGCCGUGUUGACGGUGAAGGAAAGCGAGCGGGCUCGGGCAGGGCUAGAAGGCAUUGGUCUCGGACCUGCGGUUGAAACUCAACAACGGAGCGGAAGCCAAAGCUGGGAGCACUCCCCAAGAGAGGGCGCCCAAAGCUCACAAUGUGCGACGCAUCGCCAAGUCGGCACGAGGCGGUGAAACUCGCGUCCGCGUCCCCCGCGCAGCGACAGAGUUUUAGUGAGCGACCCACAGAAGCUGGCGUCGCAGAACUACCUCUCGACGCACCUUCACCCCGGGCCCUCUGCCCAACACUGGACCGGUGCCCCUUUUGGCUCCGUCCAGGUCGUUUUGUCACGCGGCACUCGUGCCAUCGUUUUCGCAUCUCGGUGCGGGCACAUGCUCACUCCGGCGAUCAACCCAAAUGUUUACGCGUUAGAUUUCGUGCGGAGGCAUUGCUGAUUGGGUCGGAAUGAUCGACCUGUUCAGCUACGCGAUCUCUUCUUUCAGUGCGAGAGGCUGAAGUCCGAAUGCGAACCCAGUUCAUCAGGCAAAUAAAACGCGUGCUUACAAA
Molecule: messenger RNA, 2670 nt
Organism: Lethenteron reissneri (Far Eastern brook lamprey)
Lineage: Eukaryota; Metazoa; Chordata; Hyperoartia; Petromyzontiformes; Petromyzontidae
Gene: PYROXD1
Product: pyridine nucleotide-disulphide oxidoreductase domain 1
Molecular function (GO): oxidoreductase activity
Source: RefSeq, a predicted model, not a curated record